Pundamilia nyererei is the source of this 2897-nucleotide messenger RNA. It is a transcript of the gene cdc27, whose product is annotated as cell division cycle 27. Gene Ontology annotation, molecular function: protein binding. Gene Ontology annotation, biological process: metaphase/anaphase transition of mitotic cell cycle; protein ubiquitination; anaphase-promoting complex-dependent catabolic process. The record is from RefSeq and is a predicted model, not a curated record. The transcript is spliced from 20 exons. Gene Ontology annotation, cellular component: anaphase-promoting complex; cytoplasm. NCBI's taxonomy places the organism in Eukaryota, Metazoa, Chordata, Actinopteri, Cichliformes, Cichlidae. The coding region runs from base 239 to 2650 and encodes 803 amino acids.
GAACACCGCUGUAAUACGUUUUACCACCAGAGGGCGCAGGAGAUACAUCGGCUUUCUCCGUUUGACAGUCGCUCAUGUCCGUCGCGGCAUUUUCCCUCCUCGGGUAUCUUCGGCGGUACUCGGUUGCUAACGGUCGGUAUGUUCAAAUGUUCGGCUGCAGCUCCUCCUGAGUCUCAAGUGAAGAAAGAGCGGAGAGAAAAGAGACCCCCGGACCGGACAGAAGGAGUCUCAGAGCGGGAUGACGGUGCUGCAGGAACCUGUCCAGGCUGCAGUGUGGCAGGCUCUGAACCACUACGCCUACCUGGACGCUGUUUUCCUCGCAGAGAGGCUCUACGCUGAAGUGAGGUCAGAGGAGGCGCUUUAUCUGUUGGCCACAUGUUAUUAUCGCUCGGGGAAGCCCUACAAAGCCUACCGGCUGCUGAAGGCUCACAGUUGCUCCACGCCACAGGUUCGAUUCCUGCUGGCAAAGUGCUGCGUGGAGCUCAGCAAGCUGGCGGAAGGAGAGCAGGUUCUGAUUGGUGGUGUGCUGAACAAACAGAAGAGUCAGGAUGACAUCAUCACAGAGUUUGGAGACUCUGCCUCUUUCACGCUAUCUUUACUGGGGCACAUUUACUGUAAGACAGAUCGUGUUGCCAAAGGUGCCGAGUGUUUUCAGAGGAGUCUAACUCUCAACCCGUUCCUCUGGUCGCCUUUCCAGAACCUCUGUCACCUAGGAGAGAAACCAGACCCAGAUCAGGUGUUCAGGUUGUCCUCGCUACAGAACUGCUCCAUUGCCCCACCUCCACCAUCUGUAAGCCCUGCCCAGAACUCCUCCCAUAGAUUAGACACCGCCCUCAUGGAGACGCCACAGGACACGCUGGAGUUGAAUCGUCUGAAUCUGGAAUCGUCAAACGGAAAGCUGGCGUCUGAUUUGUCCGUCUCCUACAUCGACUCCUCCCUCAUCUCUCCAGACACCGGCUCCUUAUUGGGGAACACGGUUUCUAUGGCGUCAGCUGGCUCACUUUUAGCUAAACAGAACAAGCCCAAGAGUGGGCGGAGUUUACUUGGAGGUCCUGCAGCCCUCAGCCCACUAACGCCAAGCUUUGGCAUCCUGCCCUUGGAUCCCAGCCCAGGAGACCCCACAUAUCUACAGAACUAUUCAUCCACUAUGGAAACACAAACUACAGCCCCCAGCAAGAAGGCUGUUUCCAGGAUCAGUCAGUCCAAGUCUGUCUUCAGUCAGAGCGGUAACAGCAGAGACGUUCUCCCCAUCCCCUUCAACCAAUCGCAGACCUCUGCACCUCACAGCAGUGGCUCUCCUCAGGUCCUCAGUCCCAGCAUGUCGGGGCCGCCAAAUGUUCAGCCCAGAAGAAGCUCCAGAUUGUUUACAAGCGCCAGCUCUACUGCCAAGGAGAACAGUAAGAAGCUGAAGAUGAAGUUCCCGACAAAGAUCCCGAACAGGAAGACGAAGUGUAAAUCGGCGAAGACGUCCAACAGCACCAACCUGAACGAGAGCCUGGACAUCCUGAGACUGGAUCCCAGCCUGAGUCUACCUGAGACAAAGAUCCCACAGUACCAGAGGGCCGCCGCAGACAGCAUAAUGGCGUUGCUACGGGAACUGGGACGGGGCUACCUGGCGCUGUGCUCGUACAAUUGUAGAGAAGCCAUAAACAUCCUGACCUCGCUGCCCCCCCAGCACUACAACACCGGCUGGGUCCUCACGCACAUCGGCAAGGGCUACUUCGAGCUGGCCGAGUACACACAGGCGGAGCGUAUGUUCAGCGAGGUGCGCAGGAUCGAGUCGUACAGAGUGGAGGGGAUGGAGAUUUACUCGACCACGCUGUGGCACCUGCAGAAAGACGUCGCCCUGUCGGCGCUGUCCAAAGACCUGACCGACAUGGACAAGAACUGUCCCGAGGCCUGGUGUGUAGCAGGAAACUGUUUCAGCCUGCAGAGAGAGCACGACAUCGCCAUCAAGUUCUUCCAGAGAGCCAUCCAGGUGGACCCGGGCUUCGCGUAUGCGUACACUCUGCUGGGUCACGAGUUCGUUCUGACAGAGGAGCUGGACCGAGCGCUCGCCUGCUUCAGGAACGCCAUAAGAGUCAACAACAGACACUACAAUGCCUGGUAUGGUCUGGGAAUGAUUUACUACAAACAGGAGAAGUUUAACUUGGCUGAGAUCCACUUUAAGAAAGCCCUGAGCAUCAACCCUCAGAGCUCCGUGCUGCUCUGCCACAUUGGAGUGGUGCAGCAUGCUCUGAAGAAGUCUGAUGCAGCCUUAGAAACAUUGAACCGAGCGAUCGGUAUCGACCCCAAAAACCCACUCUGCAAGUUCCACAGAGCCUCCAUCCUGUUCGCCAACGACAAGUACAAGGCGGCUCUGCAGGAAUUGGAGGAGCUGAAGCAGAUUGUUCCUAAAGAGUCGCUGGUUUACUUCCUCAUUGGAAAGGUGUAUAAGAAGCUGGGGCAGACUCACCUGGCUCUGAUGAACUUCAGCUGGGCGAUGGACCUGGACCCUAAAGGAGCCAACAACCAGAUCAAGGAAGCCAUCGACAAGAGAUACCUGCCUGAGGACGAAGCAGCCGAGGUGGACGACAGUCAGGACAGCAGCAUCAUGACGGACGCCGACGACACGCAGCUCCACACCGCCGAGAGUGAUGACGUUCUUUAACCACGCCCUUUGGCUCCGCCCCAACCCUGGCUUGAGCCAGUCCCUCCCCUGUUUUGAUUGGCCAGAGGCGUACUGUUCCUAGGCAAUGACAGACCUUCAGUUUAGCUCCGCCUCUCUCCCCAUCCUCCUGUUGGCUGAAACGGACUGCUGGUGCCCUGAAACCCCGCCCCCUGACACUUCCUUCCUGUCAUGUCAUCACAGCUGGGUUUUCUUUUUGUUUUGUUUUUAAUAUUUUUCUUUUGUUUUG